GCUGAGACAUCCUUACCUUUUAUGGACAACGCCAGCGGUACCGCGAGCGCGAAUAAAACCGGUGCGGUUCGGCUCCUGAAUCUGCAUUCACCGAGCACAGCCGGGCAGAGAGACACUUCAAGACUUCACCCACAGACACCGGAGACUCACCUGCACAGAAAUGGAAGACGAGGUCUCUGCUCUCGUUGUUGACAACGGCUCCGGCAUGUGCAAGGCCGGUUUUGCCGGAGACGACGCCCCCCGCGCCGUCUUCCCGUCCAUCGUCGGCCGCCCCAGACACCAGGGUGUGAUGGUGGGAAUGGGACAGAAGGACAGCUACGUGGGAGACGAGGCCCAGAGCAAGAGAGGCAUCCUGACCCUGAAGUACCCCAUCGAGCACGGCAUCGUCACCAACUGGGACGACAUGGAGAAGAUUUGGCAUCACACCUUCUACAACGAGCUCCGUGUUGCUCCUGAGGAGCAUCCAGUCCUGCUUACAGAGGCUCCUCUCAACCCCAAGGCCAACAGGGAGAAGAUGACGCAGAUCAUGUUUGAGACCUUCAACUGUCCUGCCAUGUAUGUGGGCAUCCAGGCUGUCCUGUCACUGUACGCCUCCGGUCGUACCACAGGUAUUGUGAUGGACUCCGGUGACGGUGUCAGCCACACUGUGCCCAUCUACGAGGGUUACGCUCUGCCUCACGCCAUCCUCCGUCUGGACCUGGCUGGCAGAGAUCUGACUGACUAUCUGAUGAAGAUCCUCACUGAGAGAGGCUACAGCUUCACCACCACCGCUGAACGUGAGAUCGUGCGUGACAUUAAGGAGAAGCUCUGCUACGUGGCUCUGGACUUCGAGCAGGAGAUGCAGACGGCAGCUUCCUCUUCCACCCUGGAGAAGAGCUACGAGCUUCCUGACGGACAGGUCAUCACCAUCGGCAACGAGAGGUUCCGCUGCCCCGAGACGCUCUUCCAGCCUUCAUUCAUUGGAAUGGAGUCAGCUGGCAUCCACGAGACGACCUACAACAGUAUCAUGAAGUGCGACGUGGACAUCCGUAAGGACCUGUACGCCAACACUGUGCUGUCCGGCGGCACCACCAUGUACCCCGGCAUCGCUGACCGCAUGCAGAAGGAGAUCACCGCUCUGGCCCCACCCACCAUGAAAAUCAAGAUCAUCGCUCCCCCUGAGAGGAAGUACUCCGUCUGGAUCGGCGGCUCCAUCCUGGCCUCCCUCUCCACUUUCCAGCAGAUGUGGAUCAGCAAGCAGGAGUACGAUGAGUCCGGCCCCUCCAUCGUCCACCGCAAGUGCUUCUAGAAAACCCCACGUUGUCGUCCUCCUCCUCCUGCCCCAGUGGGGACGUUAAAAUGCUUUUCAACUGUUCAUCCAACUAGAAAUGUGUCUGGUUGUUGUCUUCACAGACUAAAAGAUGUGAGAUGCCACACACAAGAUUAUUCAAAUGACCCCAGCAACUUGCUGAACAAAAGCGAUGCUUAGAUGUUGCUUGGAUCGAAACAACAUGCAAAUAAGUUAUACAAAGUGUGAUAAUUCAUAAAGACAAGGGCUUUAUAUGUUUUUUGAUAGAGAGCUGGACCAAUCAGUUCGUGUGCAUCCUCACUCAGUGAGUGGGAUGCUGGCAUUGUGCUGAGGGUUAAGCUCCCUGCAUGUGUUGCUCAGAAUGCAAAGUCAGUUUACCCAAAUCACAACAGAUUGACUCACUUCUCUGUAGUGUUAUUGAUCCAUGCAGACAGAUUCUGUUACGUUCUUAGCUGUGUCCAAGAUUUCUGCCUCUGUGCCAUUUAAAAUGGAGGUGAAAGGAAUUUUUCUGUGCUGCUCAAAGACCUGGAUUGUUUUUCAAAAUGUCAAGAUUAUUUUAAAAUGACCAAAUGAAGCCCCUCUUGGAUGACAAAUGAUUCAAAAUGGGUGCUCUGGACACACGGGUAGGCAAUGUCCACAAGGGGGAACAAAUUACCCCCCAAAAUUUGAUGCUGUUUGGUCAAAUGUUAGAUCUAAUUCUCUUGAAACUUCCCUUUUUCUGUAUAUUUACUUCUCUUUGUUUAAAGACAAUCUACCACCUGAGCUAAUGCGUUGGAACUACAGUUCCACGCUGUAGUGUACAUGGCCGUGCUAGGACCUGGAAUAUUGAUCAGUCCAUAUGAGUUCACGUUAUGCAGGUCAUGAGGACUUUUCACUAAAUUACAGAUCCUACACCAGAAAUAACGUUGUCUUGACUACAUAUUUUGCGUCUGUGACAGUGUUUUGUACAGCUUUAAGAGCUAUUAUUGUGAAUUCUUGUUAAAAGCUUGUACCACAAAUAAAAUUCCAUUAACCUCC
This is a messenger RNA of Micropterus dolomieu (smallmouth bass), 2305 nucleotides long. RefSeq names its product actin, non-muscle 6.2. The transcript has 9 exons. NCBI's taxonomy places the organism in Eukaryota, Metazoa, Chordata, Actinopteri, Centrarchiformes, Centrarchidae. The coding region runs from base 161 to 1288 and encodes 375 amino acids. The record is from RefSeq and is a predicted model, not a curated record.